AUGGUGGAAAGUUUUAGAGCUAUGACCCUUUUUGACUGCAAUCAUGUGGAUGAGCUGGAAGCAAUUCAUCAGUUCGAUCCGGCGUGGAGACAAAAUGCUCUUAGCUGUAGAGUUAUAUUGAUACUCCAGCAAAUGUAUUACCUUAAUAUAACAUUCGUAACUCCAGAAAGCAGUAUUUCAAGAACAAAAAGUGCAGAUGUGUCUGCUUCUACAUUUUGGAAUGAAACAGUCGACAUCUACCUCAAGCUGAUGGCUAUUACCAAUGAACUGGUAAAUAAUGCAAGUCCUGUAGAAGCGAUAUUUGUUUGGAGGUUCGGAUUUAUUCUUCGAAGGGAAACCAAUGCUAUUAUGCGUCCAUACUAUAGUCUACCAUUUGCAAAAUCCGUAUGGCUUUGUAUUUUAGGUAUUAUUAUAUUGGUAACAAUUAUAUUCUAUGUAGUUCGGAGAUGGGAGAAUUUUAUCGUUGGUCGUUUGGAAUGCAAUUUUAUAUACGAAUUCUAUAUAGCAUUUGGAGUUUUCUGUCAACAUUCUUUACCGUCGCCGUCAAUUUUCUGGUCUCAAAGAAUGGCUUACUUUGUCUUUGUCAUCUUUGCUUACAUUACCAAUUCUUUCUACACUUCCAAUCUCCUUUCAUUCAUCGUUACCGAAAAGGAAGGUGAAACGGACAUAGAAGCCUUGGCUCAUAGUGAUUAUAAAUUAAGAAUCUUGGAAAACAUGAAAUUGGCCACCGAAAGAAGAUUAAACUCCGUUAAUAUAGAAAUGAAUGAAAUGGCCAGGAAAUUAACGUACACAAAAUUUAUUAAUCUAUCGGCCGGUUUAGAGGCAGUACGGUCAGAGAAGACGGCUUUAUUGUGCGAUUACCCGACUGUUUAUUCUGCCAUUGCCAGGACAUUUAAUGAUGAAGAAAUUUGUGAAUUAGAAGAAGUAGAUAUAUUUUCUAAUGUACAAAUGUAUCUCAGUGUUGGAAAACAAUUUAAGUACACAGAACAAUUAAAGAUGGGGUGA
Molecule: messenger RNA, 1005 nt
Organism: Papilio machaon (common yellow swallowtail)
Lineage: Eukaryota; Metazoa; Arthropoda; Insecta; Lepidoptera; Papilionidae
Exons: 6
Coding region: 1-1005 (334 amino acids)
Cellular component (GO): membrane
Molecular function (GO): ligand-gated monoatomic ion channel activity
Source: RefSeq, a predicted model, not a curated record